AUGGCGGAGCUCCCUCGUGAAAUUAUGGACAACAUCUUUUCAAGAUUGCCUGUAAAGUUACUUUUGCGAUUUAGGUGUGUCUCUAAGCUUUGGUGCAAUAUCAUUGACGACCCAUGUCUUGCAAACAUGCAUAGAACACAAGCUGGUGAUGAAGAACCACUAGUCCUACUUCUAUUAGGCUUUCAUGACAGAAUUGAAAUGUCGAGUUUGUAUGAAUUGGAAGAUAAUCGUGGGGUUUUGAGGCCCAUCACAAGCAACAAGCAGCCAUUGCUGAAUUUAGAGUCCAAGGAAACCGAAAAUGGAAUAGAACAAUACUAUCUACAGAGUUUUUGUAAGGGCUUGCUCUGCAUUUCAAGCCUUUCUAAAGUGAUUCUCUCUAAUCCCCUAAGAAAAGAAAGUCUUAUUCUGCCACCAGUGACAUUGGAAUAUAAGUCUAUGCCGAAUUUUGAAAGCUAUGGAUUGGGUUUUGAUACUUCAACUAAUAUGUACAAGGCUGUUCAUGUGUUCUACAAAGAAAUAGAUUUCGACACCAUGAGGUACAAAUUAGGAACUCGAGUAUACAGUUUGGGUUCAACAUCAUGGAGAGAGAUUUCUAGCAUUCCUUCUUAUCCUAUAUGGAAACCUAUUUAUGUUAAUGAAGCCAUACAUUGGAUUACUGACACUAGAUUUGAAAUUGACAAUUUGAAGGGCAAGAUAGUUUCUUUUGACAUUGGCAAGGAAGAGUUUCAAUUGACUCCUCAUCCAGCUGACAUUCAUAUUGGCUCUUUUCAUCCAUGCUACUUAAUUAAUCUUAGAGGAGAUUUGGCAAUUGUUGAAUCUCAGUCAUGUUCAGCCAGUGUUGUGAUAUGGGUAUUGAAGAAUUGGAACACCAAACAAUGGGUGAAAGAAUUUUCACUAUAUAUUGCAGCCCCCUCUAUGUACCUCGGUAAUAGCUACAUAUCUUCUGCAUGUCCCUCCGAAAGUGGUCUAAUUUUUAAGGAUGGAGGUACUAGUACUGUUGCCCAUUAUAAUUUGGGGAGUGAUGAGGUGGAGUGGUAUAAAAUUUGUAAACUUACAGGCUCUAAACGAAUGGAUCUUCUACAAGUCUUUAGCUUCAAGGGAAGCUUGAUUUCACUCAAGAGUUAUGGCAAAUUGAUGUGA
This is a messenger RNA of Quercus lobata, 1140 nucleotides long. Its product is annotated as F-box/kelch-repeat protein At3g06240-like. NCBI's taxonomy places the organism in Eukaryota, Viridiplantae, Streptophyta, Magnoliopsida, Fagales, Fagaceae. Gene Ontology annotation, molecular function: protein binding. The coding region runs from base 1 to 1140 and encodes 379 amino acids. The transcript has a single exon. The record is from RefSeq and is a predicted model, not a curated record.